Molecule: messenger RNA, 219 nt
Organism: Paramecium tetraurelia
Lineage: Eukaryota; Ciliophora; Oligohymenophorea; Peniculida; Parameciidae
Exons: 2
Source: RefSeq, a predicted model, not a curated record
AUGCCUAGAGAAAUCUCAAAUGUGAUUUUUUCUGAAAAUGAUUUGGUUGAAGAUGUAAAAAAUGCUGUGUUUUCCAUUUUAGGACUUGAGAAAGAGGAAGUGUGUUGUGAUAUAAGUAUUUUUGGUUAAUCUAUCAGCUCUUAAAAACGUUAAAGAUCACUUCUUCAAUUAUCCAUUAAAUCUAAUACAACUAUAGAGGCUCGUUUGAGAUGGAUUUGA